Molecule: messenger RNA, 1070 nt
Organism: Hyaloscypha bicolor E
Lineage: Eukaryota; Fungi; Ascomycota; Leotiomycetes; Helotiales; Hyaloscyphaceae
Exons: 1
Coding region: 57-935 (292 amino acids)
Source: RefSeq, a predicted model, not a curated record
CUCAGUAAAAGGGCGAGGAAUAUACCCUCUACGCCCCAGCCUACUAUGUCAACGCCAUGGGUUGCAUCGAACAACACAGAUUCUGCAACCCGACAGUUACCAAUCUCUGCACGCCCUACACCGCCUAUCUAAAUUUUCGGGACAUCCCUGGGCCCCUCACGACCCUGAAUUACAAUCCUGCCCAACUCGCCACCGCAGAACGCAUAGCCUCAGGCCUGGAAAUGACCUUGACAUUCAACUCGAUCAACAAUCGCCGUGGAGCCGCUCUCCUCGCCUCUCAAACCGUGUCUGAUCUCCUGCAAACCAAAAAUCUCCCCGUCAACCAAUGGCGUGUUGAAGUUGAGAACUGGUUCGCUGUCUCGCUCGCAAAAUUACAACAAGGAAUCCUAGAAUUCGCUGGUGGGCCUUUAGAUCCGGAGAUCGUGCCGUAUGUGCAGUUCCCUGUGGACACGGAUACAGCACGUCUGUGUUAUAAUCAGCUGGUGCAGCUGCCCAGCGGGUAUGUGAAUUUUGAUUUUGGGGCAAUUCUCGUCGCUACUUUUGUUGGGAUUUUCUUCUUUGUCGUGGGGUUGGUGUUUGAGUGGGUUGCGGAGCGGUGUAUUCAGAAGUGGGGACGCGGGAGGGGCUUGAAAGAGUGGGUGGAGGAUGGGCAGUUCCAGUUAUUGAAGAGGAUUUAUGCGGCUCAGAAUAUAUCGGGAUGGGAGAAUGUGGAGGAUGACUUCCCGAUCACGAUGGCAGAUCUUCAACCUGGGGCGCAGGCAGAUGGCGCCGGGAAUCCGAGUGCUGCUGGUAUUGCGGGCCUAACGCAAGGAAGUUCAUAUCCUCUUCUUCCUCCAAAUGCUGGAAGCACAAUCUCAGGAAAUGCAGGCUCGGAUAGUGGUGGUCCUCCGGUUCCAGCAAGUACUGGAAAUGCUAGUGGCCACACACGCCCUUGACUUGCUCGUAAGAUCUUACAUGGUAGAUUUCGUACAGUUGGAUGUAAUGUGAGUGUCUCAUGAAAGCACGGGAGGAAUUAAUGAAGUCUUUACAAACAGCUGCAAUCAUAUGUUCAAUCGCAUGCUAAGAAAUUG